AUGACGUGGUGCUCUGAGAAGCGUGGAGAUGAUUUUCACUGGGUCACUGAGUUGUACAGGAGACUUAGGUUGCCAAUCACCACUGCUGUUUUGACCGCAUUGAGGAAAGCUUCGACUGAAAGGAUAAAGGCCCUGAGAAGGAAACAGUCUGAAGAAGGGAAGAAGAAGAGAAUUUCACAGAAAGUAGCCAGAAGAGAAGAUCAAGAAGAAAGAAGACGGUGGACAAAACGCCUGGCUCUCACUCACACUUAUGGAAGUGAUGAUGAUGAUAAUGAUGACAGUCAAACAGGGGAAGUUGAAAGUGAAGUUUUGCUGGCUGCUGAACGAGUUGUUUCGGGGAAUGGAAGUUCAAUCGUAAGUGGUAGGAGAUGUAGAUGUGGAUCACAGAGCCACCAGCGUACAAGUCACCACUCUUGCCCACAGAAUAAGAGAAAUAAAGCUGGCAAGGUUGUUUCUAAUCGAGAUGAUGGUUCUGAUGAUGGUGAUGAUGGUGAUAAUGAUUCUGUUGAUGAUGGUGAGAAUGAUUCUGUUGAUAGUGAUGAUAUUGAAGAAGUCUCUGUUGAUAGUGAUGACAGUGAAGAAGUCUCUGUUGAUAGUGAUGACAGUGAGAAAGAUUAUGAUGGUGGUGAUAAUAGUGAGGACGUUUUCAGUGAUGAUGAUUAA
Molecule: messenger RNA, 663 nt
Organism: Exaiptasia diaphana
Lineage: Eukaryota; Metazoa; Cnidaria; Anthozoa; Actiniaria; Aiptasiidae
Product: transcription initiation factor TFIID subunit 11
Exons: 1
Coding region: 1-663 (220 amino acids)
Source: RefSeq, a predicted model, not a curated record